Cadophora gregata is the source of this 2013-nucleotide messenger RNA. RefSeq lists its product as uncharacterized. Gene Ontology annotation, cellular component: cytosol; Rpd3L complex. The coding region runs from base 297 to 1781 and encodes 494 amino acids. Gene Ontology annotation, biological process: negative regulation of silent mating-type cassette heterochromatin formation; negative regulation of rDNA heterochromatin formation. The record is from RefSeq and is a predicted model, not a curated record. Lineage: Eukaryota; Fungi; Ascomycota; Leotiomycetes; Helotiales; Ploettnerulaceae. The transcript is spliced from 4 exons.
CUUCACACUUCACACUGGCCGUCACUCUUUACUCUCACUCUACUCUCUGAUCCUCCAAAUAUUUCCGCCACAACCCCAACUGAGAUUACGACUCGACGAAAACUCAUUGCUACUCCAUGCCAAUCUACCGGAUCCUCGACUCUUAAUACUGCCUCCUUCUUUUCGUUGCGCUCGUCAGAGUGCUUCUGGAACCCCUCACGGCAGUUUGCAGAUGAGCGCGAAUCUAGUCAUAAUCGACCUCUUCGAGUUGGGCAAGCAAUAGAAACGACUGCCAAAUACCUCUGCGAACCGGCGCAAUGGCAUCCCAAGCUGCGAUAUUCGCAGAGACCAUUGCUGGCAUGAAAAGAGCUGUGAAGAGAAAAGCUUACGAUUCGGAUUCGGAUAGUUCAAUCGAAAACCUCACAAACCGUGGGAAUAAGUUGAGAAAGAAAGCAAGAUUUAUCCACGAAGGUCAAUUGGCGCCCCCAAGCGGUCCUCAAGUGUACAAGAGGAGAAUAGAGCAUGCAGGGUACCAAAGAGACAUUAUAAGUCGUAAUCCUCCUCUAGUUGACGAUGAUGGUUUCGAGGUCGAUAGCGAUGAUGACGACGAAAGGGUUGGAGCCGCUUUAGCUGCUGCCGCAGAACUAGACCCCUACGCCGAUGUAAAGAUUGAACAUCUCCUUGUUCCAUUAACAGCAGCUUCCGACCUGCCUAACCAUCCUACCUUAUCGAAACCGUUCACCUCGAAGACAUUGACCGAAUUGACACGGAGCGCUGGCGAGAUGGUCCAGAAAGAAAAGGCGUCACUCUGGAGAAUCAAGCAUUUAUUGACAAGGCUGAGCGGCGACGACACGUGGUACCCUUGCGCAAGCGUUGAGGCCGAGAAUGACUAUACUCUGUUCAUGGAUGAGAGAGAUACGAGUCAUGGAAAUAUGCAAACAAAGGCUAUUGCAAGAGUAGAGGGCGAUCAGGUCUCUACUGGCACCCUCGCUUCGGAGGAGGUCGACCAAGGACUAACGAUCGAUGACGAUACUGUUCUCCCGGAUGCCAUACAGACCACCGAAGGAGCCGCAAUCGAAGACGUUACCACGGCUUCAGCGACGAAUACAGAAACUCCAGGCAAAGAUGUUGCUGGAAAGCUGAACGAAUCUGGUGCUAAUGCUACACCUCCUCUACAAAAUGGCCAGAAUGGGGUUUCUGGGGACGGGCCUGCUAGCACCGAGAUGGAUGUGGACGAACCGGGCAAAGAGCAAGGGGAUGGAGCGCCUGAAGACCAGGCACAUUCUACAGAGGAAGCUGACAUGAUCGAUGGUGAACUUGGUGAAGAUCAAGAUGGACCAGCUACGCACCGAAUGAGGACACGAGCUCAAGCGCAAGCAGCAUCGGACAACAAUACAACAAGAACUAGGUCAGCAAGCCCAGACUCUGGGAGCGACAUGUUUAUCCACCCCAUAUUCUUGGCACCAGCAUCAUCUCGCCCAGACCGAAAUGUUGGACUACCGCCACCAGAAGCAGACGAGACUCGAAGGUUACUGCAACUGUAUAUCCAGAAGCAAGAAGAAGUAUGCCGAGGUGCCCAGAAAGUAUACGACGGCUUGCUAAAAGCAGAUCGUUACCGGAAACUUGUCAUGAAAUGGGCCAAAGCCGAGGACCAUGUGGGCUUGAAUCGGGAUAUGUCCGACGGUGAAGACUGGUACGAUAAAGAAGAAUGGGGUCUGGAGGAAGAUCUGAAAAAGGGACAGGACGAAGAAGAAGAGGAUGCUGCAACGACGGCGAAAAAGACUCGGACUCGUCGGCAAUAGCCAUGUUUAGCAGACUUCUCAUUUGUUUGUGGAUGGCGGCUCGGGGCGUUUUUGGGUUGGGACACUCUGCGUAACGAUAUCCAGGGUUUUAGCGCUUGAAUCAACGAUGCAUUUACAUCAUUAGAUAUUCGUAUGUAUAGGUUGGUUGUAGGUAGGUUGGUUGUAGGUACAACUUGAGAACAACUUUCUGCUCGGUUUCAGUGUUCAAAUUUCAGAGAACGAGCUGCCCCUC